AUGCCAACGAAGAACAGAUAUUCUGUCUUUAGUUUGGAUGAAGCAAAUACAGAAGUCCCAGAGAAACCUGAUGUCUCAGCGAAUUUAUCAAGCUCUGAACAACGUAGCAGCGAGCGGAAGAAUGCGAAACCAACAAAAACAACUUUCGGUAAUCAAGAAUCUGUAACAAUACUCGGAGAUUCCAUCGUAAAACGACUAGAUGUACGACGAAUACAGCAAUCUGUAGGAAACAAGAAGCGAGUACACAUACGUACUUUCUAGAUAUGGAUCACUAUGUAAAACCAACAUUAAGCAAGAACCCUAAAGAAGUCAUAAUCCAUGCAGGAACAAAUAACAUUCCAAGAGACGAACCUGAGGAUAUUGCAAGUAAGACUGCUAAACUAGGUGAAUAUAUAGAACGUACUUCCAAUGCUAAAGUAAUUAUUUCUAGUAUAAUUAUUCGAAGUGACGAUCUCCUAAAUAGUAAAAUAGAAGCAACCAAUAGUCUGCUGCAUAAGCUGUGUACAAUCCGAAAGUGGCAUUUUAUUCAACAUAACAAUAUUAGCAAAACUGACUUAAAUGCAUCUGGCCUGCACUUAAGUGCCAGUGGCACGUCUCUUCUAGCUAAGAAUUUAAUUGCAUGCAUAAAUAAUUGACUAAACGUUGGGGUGUAAUGCUAGUAAUACUAAUAUGUUUCUAUCUCCAAGCCACCAUGUCGACCCCAGACUUAACAAUACGAAAACUACUACAGCAAAUCGAUGCAUAAAGAAACCAAUAUUGCAGAACCUACCUAAUGCCAAGCAAACAUGCUUAAUUCCAAAGAUUCGAGGCUUUAAAACGGCAAAUCUUAAUAUUACCAGCCUAGUUUAAGCAUAUCGAUGAGUUCAGAAUACACAUGCACGAACAAGAACUUGACGUCUUAGGUAUAAGUGAAACAAGACUUGACUCUGACUACCCAGCAGAUCUCAUCUCUAUUGAUGGAUAUACAUGGAUUGCCAAAAAUAGGAAUAGAUCAGGAGGGGCUGUAGGGUUCUAUAUUAGAAAUACAAUAAAUUUUCAUGAAAGAAUCGAUUUAAACAACAACGAAAUUGAAACUCUUACUAUUGAAGUUCUAAAACCUAAAAUGAAACCGUUUCUCAUAACCACCUGGUAUAGACUACCAAAUUCAACUACUGACAAACUCAAGGAAUUUGAAAAACUACUGCAACAAAUAGAUUACGAGGACAAAGAAAGUAUCUUAAUGGGAGAUAUUAAUAUUGACCUUGCUAAGGACUCAACCGAUGCCAACACGGUAGAAUUGAAAUUUCUUAUGGACUUAUUCCAAUACAACCAGAAAAUUAAUGAACCUACCCGAGUCACUAAGGACUCGCAGACUUUAAUCGACCAUUUUUACACGAAUAAAUGCGAUCUUAUUACUUCAGCCAGAGUUUCAAAAAUAAAAAGUAGUGACCACUAUCUAAUAUAUGGUGUUCGUAAAUUUCCAAGCCUUAAAGGAAAUAAUAAUAUUUUAGAAUAUCGUGAUUUUAAGCGUUUCAAUGCUGAAGCUUUUGGGCAAGACCUUAAUUCCCUUGGUUCCCUUAAUCUUCAGCAUUGUAAUGAUGUUAAUAAAGCGUGGCUUAUAUGGAAAAGUAAUUUCACGAAAAUCAUUGACAAACAUGCACCAUUAAAGAAACGCAGACUAGGCAAAACAAGAGUACCAUGGAUAAAUAAAAAUCUCUUGACCAAUAAAUGGCGAACGAAUAGCUUAAAGAGGAAAGCUUGUAAAACAAACAAACAAUCCAAGUGACUGGGAGUCUUAUAGAAUUGAAAAAAAUUGGUAUAAUCGACUGAUAAAAAAUACAAUCAAGACUUACUACACAGACGAAAUUAGUAAUAACAGAGCCAAUAUAAAAAAUACGUGGAAAAGCAUAAAUAAACUGAUAAACAAACAACCGAAAACUUCCCAUGUAGGUCACAUUAAAAAUGAAAAUAAUGAAGAAGUACAGGACAAGGAUAUCCCAAAUGUCUUUAACAAACAUUUCAUAGAAGUUGGCCAGCGACUGUCUCGGAAUAUUCCUAUAACCGACAAACAACAAGAGGCCUACAUCAACGUUUCAAAUGCUCGUUUCCAUUUCCAAGAGUUAUCCCAACAAGAAAUACUCAAUCUUUUAUCGAAUAUUGCCACAAAUAAGGCAACAGGUCCAGAUAAAAUAUCUGCUAAACUUGUAAAAGUAGCAGCACCAAUUAUAGCAAACCAUUUAACUAUCAUAUUUAAUAAAUCAUUAUCAGAGGGUACAUUUCCACACGACUGGAAAAUCUCUAAAGUCACGCCAAUUUACAAAAAUGGACCCAAACAUGACAUGAAUAAUUAUAGACCAAUAUCUGUGAUCUCAACUAUUGCUAAAGUUAUGGAAAAGGUUGCUCAUAACCAACUCUAUUUAUAUUUACAAGAUGAGAACCUAUUAUCUACCUCCCAACAAGGUUUCAGACCUAGUCAUUCCACUGUAACUGCUUUACUAGAAAUCACUGACAAGCUAUAUCAUAAUAUUGACAUGGGUGAGCUGAAUGGAGUCGAUCGUCUUUCUUGAUCUCAAGAAGGCGUUUGACACAGUUAAUCACCAAAUACUAUUAAAUAAACUUAACUGUUACGGUAUAACCGGAACUGCCCACAAAUGGUUUGCAUCAUACUUAUCCAAUCGCUCACAGUAUUGCCAGGUAAAUGGAGGUAGUUCCAAACAGUCAAGCAUGAUUAGUGGAAUACCACAGGGAUCAAUUCUUGGUCCCCUGUUAUUCCUACUGUAUAUAAAUGACCUCCCUAAUUGCUUAAAUAGUGUUAAGUGUAACAUGUUUGCUGAUGAUACCCAAAUUGAUACAUGUGGCAAGGACAUAAAUACUGUUACAAACGCACUAAAUAAUGACCUAAAAAAUUUAUUUGACUGGCUGACCGUAAACGAACUCAGUUUAAAUACUAAGAAAACUGAAUAUAUGAUUAUAGGAUCUUAUCGAAGGCUAAAUUUAAUAGAAACAGAUCCUCCAAUCUAUCGCGGCACAGAAAAAAUCAAACGAGUUAAAUUGAUUAAGUCAUUGGGUCUAAUGUUAGAUGAGACGCUCAGUUGGAAUGAACAGGUUAACGCAAUAACAACUAAAGUAAAUAGAGGUUUGAAUGUACCAAAAAGGUUAAGAGAAUUUGUAGACCUUGAAACUUUACUAAUUGCUUAUAAAACAUUAGUGCAACCUUACUUUGAUUAUUGUUCACAGGUAUGGGGCGGCAUCGGCUCCACACUAUCUGAUAAACUGCAGCGUUUACAAAACAGAGCUGCGCGCAUUAUCACUAAGUGUGGAUAUGAUGUCCGCUCUUGUGUUCUUCUACAACACCUAAAUGUUGACGAUCUGGAGAAUCGUAGGAACCAACAACUUGCUACACUAAUGUUCAAAGUUAGAAAUUCGAUGGUUCCUCGCUCCAUAUCAAAUUUAUUUCAAAGAACCGAUGACGUACACAAUUACGAAACGAGACAGGUGUAAAAUUAUUUUCCACCUAAACCAAACACUAAUUUCAAGAAAAAAUCAUUUAGUUACAGGGGUACGGUGGCUUGGAAUAGUUUACCUUGUGAUCUUAAAAGAUCUCAAACCGUCCAAUGUUUCAAAAAUAAGCUUUAAUUGCAACGAAAGUAAUAACAAUUUUUAUAUAUACGGCCUAUUGGAAGAUCACUCAUUUUGUUUUCUCUCUGUAUAUAUUUAGCUAGUUUUAUAUUGUGAAAUAGCUCCGUAUUGAAAUAAAGUUGCAAUAAUAAUAAUAAUAAUAAUAAUAAUAAUAAUAAUAAUAAUAAUAAUAAUAAUAAUAAUAAUAAUAAUAAUAAUAAUAAUAAUAAUAAUAAUAAUGAAAACUUUAUUAAAUGGAUAUUUAGCUUAUAUAUACAAUUGCAAAUCUCACUUAUGUCAGGUAAUUUACAACUGGCUACUUAA
Molecule: messenger RNA, 3921 nt
Organism: Paramuricea clavata
Lineage: Eukaryota; Metazoa; Cnidaria; Anthozoa; Malacalcyonacea; Plexauridae
Source: the annotation of a GenBank genome assembly